CUAUUUAUCUGCUUUUUGUGUGGCGAAGAAUGAGAUAUAGCCGUUCCCAGUCUCAAUCUCUCACAACCAAUAUCUGAUUCUCACACACAUCCUCCAAACACAGCAAAACUCCAUCGACAGACAUUCACUACCACUGUCAGCAAGCAGCAGCAGCAGCAGCAGCCAUGGCCAACAUGCUCAUGUCCUCCUCCAAACCCUUCGUCAUAGCCUCUACCUCUCUCUCCUCUUCCACCACCAAACCCAAACUCUCCAUUCCCCAACUCCCACUUCACAACCUCACAAUCAAGCCCUCCAAAUUCUUCACCCUCUCCUCCUCCACUCUCAAAUCCCUCUCCCUCGUGGCCGCCACCUCCCUCGCCCUUGCCCCUCCCUCCCUUGCCGUCGAGAUUGAAAAGGCCGCUCUCUUCGACUUCAACCUCACCCUCCCCAUCAUCGUGGCCGAGUUCUUGUUCCUACAGUUCGCCCUCGACAAGCUCUACUUCUCUCCUCUGGGAAAAUUCAUGGAUGACAGAGACGCAGCCAUUAGAGAGAAGCUGAACAGCGUGAAGGACACAUCGGGAGAGGUGAAGCAGCUGGAGGAGCAAGCCGCGGCCGUCAUGAAGGCCGCCAGGGCCGAGAUAUCGGCAGCCCUCAACAAGAUGAAGAAGGAGACGCAGGCAGAGGUGGAGGAGAAGCUGGCCGAGGGCAGGAAGAAAGUGGAGGCGGAAUUGCAGGAGGCUUUGGUCAGUUUGGAGCUGCAGAAGGAAGAGACCCUGAAGGCCCUUGAUUCCCAGAUUGCUGCUCUCAGUCGGGAUAUCGUAAAGAAGGUCCUUCCCACUGCCUAAUUUGGGCAAUUAUGGAAAACCCAGGAAAGGAGGGAGGAUUAGUGACUUACUUCUCUUCUAUAUAAUCUUUCAUUUCCAUGCAUAUUUUACAUUGUACUGAAAUAUUUGGAUUGUGUUCAUCAAAACAUUUGAUCAAUGGUUGCUUUC
This is a messenger RNA of Juglans microcarpa x Juglans regia, 971 nucleotides long. Its product is annotated as ATP synthase subunit b', chloroplastic. Gene Ontology annotation, molecular function: proton transmembrane transporter activity. The record is from RefSeq and is a predicted model, not a curated record. The transcript has a single exon. Gene Ontology annotation, biological process: proton motive force-driven ATP synthesis. Bases 165 to 824 code for a protein of 219 amino acids. NCBI's taxonomy places the organism in Eukaryota, Viridiplantae, Streptophyta, Magnoliopsida, Fagales, Juglandaceae.